GAAAGGAAAAAAAGUAGGGUUAGGUUUUUUUUUUGUUUGAAAUUCAAAAUAGAGGAAGAAGAGGAAAUGGAGACGCCGAGAGUGGGAGUAGGGGUUUUCGUAGUGAAGGAGAGAUCUGUGCUCUUAGGAAGACGUCGUUCUUCCAUCGGCAACUCCACCUUCGCUCUUCCCGGCGGCCACCUCGAAUUCGGAGAGAGCUUCGAGGAAUGCGGGGCGAGGGAGGUGAAGGAGGAAACGGGAUUGGAAUUGGAGAAGGAGAAGAUGGAGUUACUCACCGUGACGAACAACGUCUUCCGUGAUCCACCAGAGCCUCGUCACUACGUCGUCGUCUUUCUCCGCUCGGCCGUGGCGGAUCCGAACCAGUCGCCGGAAAAUACGGAGCCGGAGAAGUGUGACGGAUGGGAUUGGUACCGUUGGGACGAUCUCCCCUCUCCUUUGUUUCCGCCGCUCCAGGAAAUGGUCAACAAUGGAUUCGAUCCAUUUUCCUCAGAAUGAUUAAAUUCGAUCAUUCUCUGCUGUAAUAUAUUUAUUCUGAAUCUAUAUUAAAAGUUUUUUUUUUGGGUAUUUUCAUUUUUUAA
Tarenaya hassleriana is the source of this 578-nucleotide messenger RNA. Its product is annotated as nudix hydrolase 1. The record is from RefSeq and is a predicted model, not a curated record. NCBI's taxonomy places the organism in Eukaryota, Viridiplantae, Streptophyta, Magnoliopsida, Brassicales, Cleomaceae. The transcript is spliced from 2 exons. Gene Ontology annotation, molecular function: 8-oxo-7,8-dihydrodeoxyguanosine triphosphate pyrophosphatase activity. Bases 67 to 495 code for a protein of 142 amino acids. Gene Ontology annotation, cellular component: cytosol. Gene Ontology annotation, biological process: dGTP catabolic process.